Messenger RNA from Triticum urartu, 1815 nucleotides. RefSeq names its product cytochrome P450 99A2. The record is from RefSeq and is a predicted model, not a curated record. Gene Ontology annotation, molecular function: oxidoreductase activity, acting on paired donors, with incorporation or reduction of molecular oxygen; monooxygenase activity; iron ion binding. Lineage: Eukaryota; Viridiplantae; Streptophyta; Magnoliopsida; Poales; Poaceae.
AUCAUAUAUAUACAACCGCCGGUCCGGUGGUUGUGGAACCACCCUCUCCCGGUUGCAGCGAACCAUCCUCAUGGUGAUGGAGCUAAUUAGUGGAGCCACCCUCUUCUUGGUUUCUCUCAUCUCAGUGGUGAUUCUAGUUUCCUUGCUUAGCCGCAAACUAUCACCAAGUUCCAAGAAGCGGCGGCCUCCCGGCCCAUGGCGUCUGCCCUUGAUCGGAAACCUCCACCAGAUCCUCACGCCAAAGCUGCCCGUCGUCCUCCGGGACCUGGCCAAGAAGGACGGGCCGGUGAUGCGCCUCCGGCUGGGCCAGGUGGACGCCGUGGUGGUCUCCUCGCCGGCGGCGGCGCAGGAGGUGCUCCGGGACAAGGACCUCGCAUUCGCGUCGCGGCCGAGCAUCCUCAUGUCGGAGAUCAGCCUCUACGGGAACCUUGACGUCGCCUUCGCGCCGUACGGCGCGUACUGGCGGACGCUGCGAAAGAUCUGCGCGGCGGAGCUGCUGAGCGAGCGGAAGGUCAGGCAGUUUUCGCUGGUGAGGGACAAGGAGACCAUGUCCCUCGUCAGCAACGUUCGCGAGGCGAGCAGGGGCGGCCAGCCGUUCGACCUCCGCAGGCUGCUCGUGCUGUGCUCGAAUUCGGUAACCGGGAAGGCGGCGUUCGGGGAGAUGUGCAGCUCCGAGCUCCAGGAGCAGUUUCUGGCGGUGAUGGACGAGGUGCUGAAGCUCGGCACGGGGCUCUGCGUCGGGGACCUCUUCCCGUCGCUGUGGUUCGUCGACGUGGUCACCGGUCUGAGAGGCCGGCUAUGGCGAGCCCGCCGGCAGCAGGACGAGGUCCUGGACAAGAUCAUCUCUCAGUCCGAAGUGAGGCAAGGUGAUCACGUUCUAAGCUCUUUGCUUAGCAUCAGGGACAAAGGGGAGAUGGAACUGGACAACGUCAAGGCGAUCAUCAUGGAUAUGUUCUCGGCCGGGACGGAGACGACAUCGUCAGCGGCCGAGUGGGUCAUGUCGGACCUCAUGAGGAACCCGGAGGUGAUGAUGAAGGCGCAGGCUGAGGUGCGACGGACGUUCGACAAUAAGAGCUCUCAAGACCACGAGGGACACAUAGUGGAGCUACACCACACCAAGAUGGUGAUCAAGGAGAGCAUGAGGCUACAUCCAGUGCUGCCGCUGCUGAUUCCCCGUGUCUGUCGAGAGACCUGUGAUGUCGGUGGAUUUGAGGUCACGGAGGGCACCAGGGUUAUGGUGAAUACCUGGGCAUUGGGUAGGGACCCCGAGUACUGGCAUGAGCCUGAGGAGUUCAGGCCGGAGCGGUUCGAGGAUGGCACGGCGACCUACAAAGGCUCGCGGUUCGACUACUUGCCGUUCGGAAGCGAGAGGAGAAUCUGCCCGGGUGAUACCUUUGGGGUUGCCGUGUUGGAGCUCAUCGUGGCACGACUUCUCUACUACUUCGACUGGAGCCUCCCCGCCGGAGUGAAGCCGAGUGAGCUGGACAUGGAAAUGAUUGUUACCUUAACCUCGAGGAGGAAGAACCAGCUGCACCUAGUGGCGACACCGUAUAAGGCAUGCUUAUGUUAAUUGAACUUAACUUAGGGGCGCUGUAGGGAAUGAUUACGGUUGAGUUUUUUUAGGGAACCACCGAACACCAACUUUAUUAUAUCACUAGGAGAUAUGCUUGUGUUGCAACGGUAGAAAAAGUACCUCAUAUGCCCUCCAUUUUAAUCACCAAAAACUCCAUGAUCAUGAACAACCACCUUGAGCCACGAUGUUUCUCUUUUAUUCCCAUACUAUGUAAUGAUUAUCAUGAUCGCAAAACUUGUGUA